AUGGAUCAUGCAGUGAUAGUAAGAAAAGUGUGGAAAGAAAAUCUUGUAGAAGAGUUCGAUCUUAUUAAGGUAGCAUUGAUGAGCUAUCACAUGGUGUCAAUCGACACAGAAUUCCCUGGUAUUGUGUACCGUCCCGCUAAUGUCGACAAGCACGAACUCGGAAAACUCCCUCCGAUCUGGAACUACCAGAACCCAGAAUCGAUCGAGUUACUUGAGCGCCAAGGAAUCGAAUUUGACAAGAACUUGAAGGAGGGUAUUAUUGACUAUGCCGACUUUGCUGCAUUGAUGUUGGAAUCUGGGUUGUUGGGCGAUCACUCUGCUUUCACUUGGGUUACCUUUCAUGGUGCCUAUGACAUUGCCCACUUGAUGAAAAUCUUGAUUCGGCAACCACUGCCGUAUGAUCUGAUGGGGUUUAUGAACCUGGUGCAGCGCAUCUUUGGGAAAAGGCUUUUCGACUUGAAGCAUAUGAUGAAGUUUUGCGAUGGCCUUUAUGGGGGUUUAGAGAAAGUGGCUAACACUCUGGGAGUGCAACGUUUGGCUGGGAAAAGUCACCAGGCUGGGUCAGAUACCUUGUUGACUCUGCAAACUUUCAGAAAGUUCUUGGACGUGCACUUCAAAGAAAAUAACAACGGUGGACUCAGACAUAAUGGGCAUUUGUUGACGAGGAUGCAGUGUGUUCUUCACGGCUUGGAGUUGAAUAAUUGCUUUCAUCAAUUCAAUAAUGCCGGCCUGAAGAUUAUUACUCGUGGCUUUCAUGGGUUAAAUCUGAAUUUGUAUAGACAAUAUGCAAUAUGUAAUUGA
This is a messenger RNA of Quercus robur (English oak), 801 nucleotides long. Its product is annotated as probable CCR4-associated factor 1 homolog 11. Lineage: Eukaryota; Viridiplantae; Streptophyta; Magnoliopsida; Fagales; Fagaceae. Gene Ontology annotation, molecular function: nucleic acid binding; poly(A)-specific ribonuclease activity. The record is from RefSeq and is a predicted model, not a curated record. The transcript is spliced from 2 exons. The coding region runs from base 1 to 801 and encodes 266 amino acids. Gene Ontology annotation, cellular component: P-body; CCR4-NOT core complex; CCR4-NOT complex.